This is a messenger RNA of Siniperca chuatsi (mandarin fish), 2716 nucleotides long. It is a transcript of the gene dnajc24, whose product is annotated as DnaJ (Hsp40) homolog, subfamily C, member 24. Bases 129 to 656 code for a protein of 175 amino acids. The record is from RefSeq and is a predicted model, not a curated record. Gene Ontology annotation, molecular function: ATPase activator activity; ferrous iron binding. Lineage: Eukaryota; Metazoa; Chordata; Actinopteri; Centrarchiformes; Sinipercidae. Gene Ontology annotation, biological process: positive regulation of ATP-dependent activity. The transcript has 6 exons.
CAAGACCGGAAGUUAGUACUCGCCAGCGGAACUCAGGCGGUAGGUGGAAACACGGCGUGUUUUCACUGGGACUCUUAACAUCGUUAAACAUUAUGUCGUCUCUCAGGUGACAGCUUUAUUUUGACGGGAUGUGUGAAGCAGCAGAGAAAGACCUGUAUGCUGUCCUGGGAGCCAGCCCCUCAGAGUCAGUCCAGCAGCUCAGACACAGAUACCAGCAGCUGGCCUUACAGUACCACCCAGACCGUCUUGGAGGUGAGUGUUCUUCAGAAGCAGAGUCUGGUGUAAAGAAGUUUCUAGAAGUUGAUGCAGCCUGGAGGAUCCUUAGUGACCAGAACACCAGGAGACAGUAUGAUCUGCAGAGGAGAGUGCGGGAACUGAAACAGGAUUGGCCAGUGGAUUCUACAAUCUGUCUGGAGGACAUGACCUGGGAGCAGGAUGAGUGUGUGUAUACAUACAGCUGUCGUUGUGGAGGAGGAUUUAACGUCUCAGAGGAGGAGGUGAAGGAGGAGACACAGAGGAGGCAGCAGGAUGAUGAAGAGGAGGAAAUAGUGGAAGAAGAACACAGAGGAGUGGUUAUUUGCUGUGAUACAUGUUCCCUCAGUGUUUACGUCACAUGGUCAUUACAUAGAAAGACUCAAAUGUUAAAAUGCCAAUAAUAAUGCUUGUUUGGAAACCUUUGACACUGACAAGCCUGAGUGCUAAAUAAUUAUGUCAACGUUUCCCUUCAUGGGAGAGUUUUUUUUAAAGGAUUCAUAUGAUUGCCUGAGUGGUCAUGUGAUACUUCAAGUUGAAUCUUUAGCUUGUACUAUACCCAAUUGAAUUUGAAUUCGUUUUUUUUUUAAGUGUAUUGAUAUAUUUUUUUUGUAUAGUAUGUAAUGUGUAGGUGUUUAAAUUACUAUUGUUCAUAUUCAGUUGUGAUAAAUACUGAAAAAUGUGUUCAUGUAAAGAGUUAACCGUUAACAGUCUUGAUCAUGAUCCAGCUUACUUGGAAUAAGCUACACAUUUGCAGGUUUGGGCUCAAUUACUUGUUAUGACAACAGCUCAAAAUAAAAAAAUCAAGACAGAUAAUCAUCAGUCAAAUCAAGUUCUUCACAUAUAAAGAACGGGGCUCUAAAGAAUUCUACCUCUGACAAUCAAUCUGUGCAUUUUCUCCAAACAAACUUGUACCUAUAAACUACAUGACAGUAAUUCAAAAUGAAGAGUCUCACGAUCUCUAUGUUUGUCUCUGUGCAGGCACAUACAUUACAUUGUUGUAAUAGGUGUAGGUUAUUUCAUUUUAGGUCCAUCCAAUCAAGAGCAAGGUGAAGCAAUCUUAUUCUCAUGUGAAUACAGGGACAUGGGGAUAUGGAAAAUGUGUUCAUGAUAGGGUGAGUCAUUGAAGUCACUAAAGAUUCUGCAGCUGACUGUAUAGUGUGUACAUAGCACUCCGUUAAAAAUGUUACUGCUUAGCUAUGAGGCCCAAAUAGCAUUUUCUGCCAAAUUGAAUUUGUUUGUGCAAAAGAUUUUUCUUUUCUUUACCUAUCCAACACCAAGCCCUGCAUAGGUGAUACUUUAUACUUUCAUGUAUGCUGUCAGGCUCUCAGCAGUGAUAAUACUGCGUUUUACAGUGUUGUGGAUGGAGGUUGUCAAGAGGACCAGUGAUACCAUCAUGGGGAUUGUUCUGAGGUAAUGUGAUGCUAAAGCAGUAGAGGGUGAUGGUCUAUCCCCUGGAGAGUCUUUGUGCGAAGUUUUACUCAGGCAGAGUGAGGGGUAUCUAUACACUCUGGGGUCCUCACUACGUGUCUGAACCUGCCUGCUGGCUGGCAUGAUGCUGCUCAGCAUACCUGAUGCUCAUCAACCACAUGACACACAGACACACACACACAUAACCAGUAGCUACCAGUCUGUUCAAAACCAGGAGCAGAGUUAUCAGUUAAGGAUAUGUGGUACAAGUGUAAUAUACUGUAUAUGUUCAUUCUGAUAAAUUUCUUCCUGCAUUUCUUGGCCUACAAACAGUGCUGAUUGUGGGAAAGUGUACUAUCUCUCUGAGGAAACACUCUAGAUUAAUUCCAUACCAACUCCCAAAGCAUAAUCCAGAAUUAAAUAUACCACUUAUAAAUGUCAUGACCUACUCUGCUUCCUAGUUUAUGUUUUCCUUUGUUUCUUGUUUUUCUGUCUGCUUCCUGUUUUAUUUAGUAUACUCACCUCUCAGGUUUGUGUUUAGGGAUGGGUAUCAAAAGGAUUAUAUCAAUGCUACUAUUAUCUAUACUUAUCACUGUCAUGGUACAGCUGUACCAUUCCUAGUGUCUCUGUCUGUUUGUCCCCUGUUGGUUCCCCUCCUGUGUGUGUGUGUGUGUGUGUGUGUGUGUGUGUGUGUGUGUGUCUGCGCGUGUGCUGUGGGGCGUGGCCUCCGGUGAACUUCCAAUCAAAGACUGAUACACCUGCUGCCCAUCUGCUGCUGCUCACCUGCUAUCCAUCCACAAUCAACACCUGGCAGUAUAUCUACCCAGCUCUUUUCACCAUCUUCGCCAGAUUGUCUGUUUACCCAAGCGGUUCGAUCCUCUCACCUGCCUCCAAGUUGCUCACCGGCUUCCCAGGAGGACCUCUUCUCAGAUCGCCUGCUUUCCCCAAUCUCUUGCCAGCCCGCUGUCUUCGCUCAGUCCACCGGCUCCCAGCAAUUACCUCCACACUCCUGGUUCCUCAUUGUACUUCCUAAUAAACGAAAGUAACUACUUCA